This is a messenger RNA of Centropristis striata (black sea bass), 1699 nucleotides long. Its product is annotated as interactor of HORMAD1 protein 1. Bases 165 to 1478 code for a protein of 437 amino acids. The record is from RefSeq and is a predicted model, not a curated record. Gene Ontology annotation, biological process: DNA recombination; homologous chromosome pairing at meiosis; meiotic DNA double-strand break formation. NCBI's taxonomy places the organism in Eukaryota, Metazoa, Chordata, Actinopteri, Perciformes, Serranidae. Gene Ontology annotation, cellular component: condensed nuclear chromosome. The transcript is spliced from 8 exons.
UUUCUUCAUCACCACCUGAACUGCGAGUCAAAUUAAUAUUUAUAUAUGUAUAUUUAGUAUUUCAUUCACGAUUACCUUUGUCCAAUUCCUCCUUUUAGACGACUAACAGGUGGUAAAUGUUGCCAAAGUGUGUCUGCCUAAACAGUCGAUGGUAACCAAACAAAAUGAACCACAUGAAGAACAUAAAAGAAAUGCUGAGCAUCCCGACUGGAAACAGAAAUGUGGCUACCAGUGGCUACUCCAGUUUCACAGACUCUCAGGUUUUCUUUGGGUCUCAGUUUUGGCCUGAAAAUUCCCAAGGCACGUCUCAAGAUAUGAGUGUGUCAUCCAGGACAUCACAACAAAGUUCAGAGGGAAGUGACCCAAAGUUUUCAAGCAGUUAUCCCAAUAAACCGUUCCUGUUUGGAGAUAUAAAGGACAAGAGCAAAGUUUUCGGAAUACUCGAUAAAUUUGAAGAGGACAGGAAAAGGACAAAAGAAAAAACCGACGGAGAUAUUUUGGCCAAAGAAUGUAUUCAUUUUCGAGAAACUCUCAGCAAUAUCCAACAACUGGUUGCUGGCACAGAGAGAAAUACUGCUGUUUGCAAAACAGUUCUUGAAAAAUUUGACAAUUUUGCAUCAGCAUUACAAAAUAGUCUCAACGGUCUUCAGAGUGAUGUUUCCCAGCAGUUUGAGACUCUGUUGAAUAAAGUGAACUCCCACAAAGAGAUGCUGACUGAACUGGAAGAGAAGAUGCAAAAGAGUGGUGACACUACAGCAGAACUUGAUUCAAAUCUGCAAAGCUUAAAGAACAGUCUGGAGUGUCUGAGAGAAGAGCAGGAGAGAGAACGAAGCAUGCUUGAGGAGGCUCUUAAGCUGCUCAGCACUUUAGUCUCAGAGCACUCAGCCAAACCCAGCACUGAGAGAGUGACAGACAGUGCCAUCCAGACAUCACCACGGCUGGAACAGCCAUUCUCCAACACCCUGCAGGACAACAAGCUUGAAAGGACACCGCAGGCAUGUAACUCAUACAAUCUUGAACACAGUCAGGCUGCAGCUGCCGCUCAGUAUCCCGGCUGCUUCAUAGGAAAGAGGAAGUUGGCUUCGAGAGGCCGUAUGAAGUGCAAAAAGCGACCACUGGUGCUCUCCCAAAGGAGUAAGCAAACUGUCACGGAUGAAAACGGACAGCUUCUCAUGAACUGUGACAAACGACUAAAUGUUUCAACGCCUCUCCGUGAGCGUCGUGAUCAAAAUAUAGUAACCAGCCAGGAGAGUUGCAACUCAGACUGUCCAGUACUGCCAAACAAGGAGGUGGGAUGCAAAGCUGAAGGACGUUUCAUCACACCUCUCAGCUGCUGGUCUCAGGACAGCAACAGCUCUGUUGUCUCAGGAGUCAAACCCAUCUCAGAGAAGCUCUCAGCUGAGUCCAAGAGAGGAAGCCCAGUGAAACCUGACGGCCUCUGGCAGUUGUUUGACAUGGAUUAUGAUGUAGGCUUUUAGAGGAGAUGAGUAAAGAGGUCAGAGAGUGAAGCAUUACUGUUACUAUCUUUGGAGUAAAACCCAAAAGUGUUUAUUGCUAUAUUUAUUGUUUCUUGAAACCUGUGUUAUAUUAGUUGUAAAGUUAUUUAGUUUUUGAUGAAUGAACACUGAUCAAUUAUUUUUUCUCAUAUUUUAAUAGAGUUAUAUGAAUGUAAAAAGGUACUGUAAGUUUAGGACAGGCU